AUGACUGCAAUACUCAACCAUGACGUGGAAAAGAGGGCUGGCGCGUUAGACCCGCCUCUCUUUGAUGAGACCGGUGCCGUACCUGCAACAAGCUUCGAAUAUGGCAACUCGAUGUACGCAAAGUUGCAAAGACUCGGCGGAAAGAUUAAAGUGGAACAACGAGGAAUUGAGCGAGUCCCCGAGGAGGAGAGGACCGACAAUUCGUACUGGAAUAUUGGCUCAAUGUGGCUCGCUGCGAACAUGGUAGUCCCCUCAUUUACCAUUGGGGUUCUUGGUAGACCGUUGUUUGCAAUGGGAUUUGCGGAUGGGGCUCUGGUCAUCAUUUUCUUCAACUUCAUUGCCGUGUUGACGGUUUGCUUCUUCUCCACGUUCGGCGCGACGUUUGGAUUGCGACAAAUGGUGCUUUCGCGCUUUUGGUUUGGCUGGUGGGGCGUCAAGCUGAUUGCUCUAUUCAACGUACUGGCAUGUAUCGGAUGGGCCGCUGCCAACAUUAUUGUUGGUGCUCAAUUGAUCAACGCAGUCAACCCGAACGUCCCUGGCUAUGCCGGAAUUCUGAUAAUUGCAUUCUGCACCUUACUCGUGGUAUUCUUCGGAUAUCAAGUAGUGCAUGCUUAUGAAUACUGGAGCUGGAUCCCAACAUUCAUCGUCUUUCUAGUUGUCAUCGGCGUGUUGGCCCACUCGGGCGAUUUUGUCAACAUUCCCAUGGGGACCGGACGUGCAGAACUCGGCGCGGUGCUCUCUUACGGGUCCACAGUCUUCGGUUUCGGCACUGGCUAUACCAGUUUUGCAGCCGACUACACUGUCUAUCAACCGAGCGACCGCCCACGUCGCAAGGUAUUCCUCGCAACCUGGCUAGGCAUCUUUCCAACCCUCCUUUUCACAGAGCUACUGGGUGCUGCCCUCGCGACAGCCAUGGCAAUUGAUGGAGGUGACAAUGCAUACCAACAAGGAUACAACGAAUCAGGAGUCGGUGGCCUUCUAGGCGCCCUUCUUUUCCCUCGUCUGGGGGGAUUUGGAAAGUUCUGCGUCAUCAUCCUCGCUUUGUCUAUCGUUGCGAAUAAUUGUCCGAACAUCUACUCCGUCUCCUUGACGCUCAUGGUCAUGGGCCGUUGGACACGCCAUGCCCCUCGCUUCGUAUGGACCAUUGUGGCCACGGCAAUAUAUGUCGCGAUUGCAAUUCCGGGAUAUAGCCAUUUCGAAGCUGUUUUGGAGAAUUUUAUGAACUUCAUUGGGUACUGGCUGGCGAUUUAUGAGGGUAUUGCGUUGACUGAGCAUUUCGUUUUCCGACGUGGUGUUUCGGGGUAUCGUCCUGAAGACUAUGAUACCCGUGAAAACCUCCCGCCCGGGAUCGCAGCACUCCUGGCAUUCUGUUGUGGGGUUGUAGGAAUGGUAGCUGGAAUGAAUCAAUCAUGGUAUAUUGGCCCAGUUUCUAGAAGAGCGGGGAUUCCAUCAGUUGGAGGUGAUGUCGGGUUUGAAUUGGGAUUUGCAUUUGCUGCCGUUUCAUAUGCUUUCUUGAGGACCAUUGAGAAGAGGUUUUUUAAGAGGUAA
This is a messenger RNA of Penicillium odoratum, 1548 nucleotides long. RefSeq names its product cytosine permease. Gene Ontology annotation, cellular component: fungal-type vacuole membrane; plasma membrane. Gene Ontology annotation, biological process: transmembrane transport. The transcript has 3 exons. Gene Ontology annotation, molecular function: transmembrane transporter activity. The record is from RefSeq and is a predicted model, not a curated record. Bases 1 to 1548 code for a protein of 515 amino acids. NCBI's taxonomy places the organism in Eukaryota, Fungi, Ascomycota, Eurotiomycetes, Eurotiales, Aspergillaceae.